Molecule: messenger RNA, 1491 nt
Organism: Fusarium redolens
Lineage: Eukaryota; Fungi; Ascomycota; Sordariomycetes; Hypocreales; Nectriaceae
Exons: 2
Coding region: 1-1491 (496 amino acids)
Cellular component (GO): mitochondrion
Source: RefSeq, a predicted model, not a curated record
AUGUCUACCACCACCAAGAGACCAAAAGUCUUUGCAUAUGCAAAAUUUGAUCUUGAUGCUCUUAUUUCUCUCGCCACAAGACUUCGAGGCCAAUCAUGCACUGUUGAUACAUCAACGAGAUCCAAAGCUGGUAGUACCCACUGGGUUAUUUUCAUCGCUUUCGAGGAUGGCACCGAAUGGGUGUUCAGGUCUCCCCGUAGCGGACCAAGCACUAUCAUCACUGAGAAAUCUGUAUCCAAGUUACUCAUCAGCGAGGCCGUGACACUGAAGUAUCUGAGCACUCUCAGCUCGAUCCCUGUCCCAGAGGUUUUCUCGUUCAAUUCCAUAGCGGGGACUGUGACAAUGAUAUUGGAGUGCCUUUAUAUUCUCAUGAGCAAGGCUAGUGGCCGUUCAUUAUCCGAGUAUGACUGGAUUGAGCUGUCUCAAAUAGAAGGGUAUCCAAAUAGACGCCCACUUCUCCACAUAACGGACCAAGAUCGGGAGAAGGUUAUGGAGCAGCUGGGAACCAUUAUGUCACGUCUCUUGAGCAACAAUUUCGAUAAGAUCGGAUCACUUUUUGAAGACAGUAAUGGUAAUCGUUUCGUUGGUGAAUGCCUCAGCCCUUCGCUCCUCUGGCAACACAGGGAUGAGCUACAAGGCAUUAACCGAGGCCCCUUUGAUCAAGAGAGCCAGUACCUUCAGUCACUAAUCUCAGCGUUCGUAGCUCAUGCUGAGGAACUUCCACUCAGACCACACAGUUUCUUCGCUCCAAUCCCCGAUCCCUUCGAAUAUUCGAAUUGGACUAGCUAUCGCCAGGCAGUGGAAAGAUGGCGGACUUUCUGUUCCAUGGGAGAUAAGGUUGAGGGUAGCAAGAACCGACUUGCGUUCUGUAUUGCGGGUCAACUCCUGAACGAAAUGGUUCCUGGCUUAGCGUCAACGGACGGAAAGUUUGUGCUCUGUCACCCAGACCUUCACCUCGGCAAUAUCUUUAUCGAUGAGGACUUCCACAUAACGUGUAUCAUGGACUGGAGUUCUACGUCGUCAAGUCCUAUGGUGGAGCUGCUUACCACUCCAGGGAUCAAUGGCUCACUUUCACCGCCCGGGCCGUCCCUUGUUGCAGCUUUCAGAUCGGCAUUUCGCAAUGGGGGCCAAAUCUUGGCUUCUGACCAAUGGGAUAGAGCUGACAAGAUGUGGUAUUGUUUGCGACUGGUUCGAAUGCUUUCUACCCAAGACUACACGCUCUUCAAGUCGCUGUAUGAUCUUGUGUACGAGAGGAAUUCAGAUGAUAUCCCUCGACUCUUUUAUGAGAGGACUAUGCAAGAGUCUGGCCAAGAACUAUUCGCUGAUUUGUGCCUGGCUGAGUCUGAAGACGAAGAAGUGUGCAAAGGUGAGCAGGAGGAUAAAGAACAUGGUCUAACGAACGUGUCUGUCGAAGUAGGAGUUGCAAGAAAGAUUACACUGAUGUCUGAAAUGAACCCCAACUUUGUUGCGGAUAACAGACUGUGGCUAUGA